Messenger RNA from Nannospalax galili (Upper Galilee mountains blind mole rat), 4252 nucleotides. It is a transcript of the gene Atp13a4, whose product is annotated as ATPase 13A4. The transcript has 30 exons. Gene Ontology annotation, cellular component: late endosome membrane. Gene Ontology annotation, biological process: polyamine transmembrane transport; intracellular calcium ion homeostasis. NCBI's taxonomy places the organism in Eukaryota, Metazoa, Chordata, Mammalia, Rodentia, Spalacidae. Gene Ontology annotation, molecular function: ATPase-coupled monoatomic cation transmembrane transporter activity; P-type ion transporter activity; ATP binding. The coding region runs from base 220 to 3807 and encodes 1195 amino acids. The record is from RefSeq and is a predicted model, not a curated record.
GCAGAAGAGGGGAGCAGCCAAAAAUUCCUCCUGGCACAGGGUGCCGGGGGGAGGAGCUCACUUUCCUAAGUAUUAUCAUUUGCUGAGGGAAGGUGUGUGCUCAAGGAGUUCUUAACCUGGAAGAUCAUUAACUCUUUCAUUUAGUAGUCCGGAGGUGGCUGUGCAUCUUGGAGGUGUGCUCAGAAAAGCCAGGGAACAGGAGUCAGGAAGUAAGCUUCCAUGGGGGACCACCUUGAGAGAGGCCAGCAUGCUGUGCUCAAUGAAGGAGACGAAAACGAGAUGGAAAUAUUUGGCUAUCGGACUCAAGGCUGUCGGAAAGCUCUCUGCCUUGUUGGGUCUAUCUUCUCCUUUGGACUUCUCCCCCUGGUAUUUUAUUGGAAACCAGCGUGGCACGUAUGGGCCAACUGUGUCCCGUGUUCCCUACAAGAAGCAGAUGUUGUGUUGCUGAGGACAACAGAUGAAUUCCAAAUUUACUCUUGGAAAAAGGUAAUGUGGAUCUCUCUGUCAGCAUUAAGCAGCACAUUUGGUCUCACUCCUGACCACCCACUUGUUAUAGAUGAGGAAUAUAUCAUAAACAGAGCCAUCAGAAAGCCAGAUCUAAAGGUGAGAUACAUAAAAGUACAGAAAAUAAGAUAUGUUUGGAAUAACUUUGAAGAACAAUUCCAAAAAAUUGGCUCCUUGGAAGACUGGCUCAGUUCUACAAAGAUACAUGUAAAAUUUGGAUCAGGUCUAACAACAGAAGAACAAGAGAUUAGGAGGUUAAUAUGUGGGCCUAAUGCUAUUGAUGUUGAAAUCACACCUAUCUGGAAACUGCUCGUCAAAGAGGUUCUAAAUCCAUUUUACAUAUUCCAACUCUUCAGUGUCUGUUUGUGGUUCAGUGAAGAUUAUAAGGAAUAUGCUUUUGCCAUUAUCCUCAUGUCUGUCAUUUCCAUAGCUUUGACGGUAUAUGAUCUCAGACAGCAAUCUGUAAAGGUGCACCAUCUAGUUGAAUCACACAACAGCAUCACAGUCUCUGUAUGUGAGAGAAAAGCUGGAGUCCAAGAGUUGGAAUCACACUUCCUCGUACCUGGAGAUUUAUUAAUUUUGACAGGCAGCAGAGUGCAAAUGCCAUGUGAUGCCAUUCUGAUUGAUGGCAGCUGUGUGGUAGAUGAAGGCAUGCUGACAGGAGAAAGUAUUCCAGUCACUAAAACUCCAUUAUCCCCGAUGGAUAGCUCUGCACCCUGGAAGAUGCAAUGUGAAGCAGAUCCCAGACAACACGUCCUCUUCUGUGGAACAGAGGUCAUUCAGGCCAAGGCAACCAGUUCUGGGGCUGUGAGAGCCGUGGUUCUUCAGACAGGAUUCAACACUGCAAAGGGGGACCUCGUGAGAUCCAUUCUUUAUCCCAAGCCCAUGAAUUUCAAACUCUACAGAGAUGCCAUCAGGUUCCUCCUGUGCUUUGUAGGGACAGCCACCAUUGGCAUGAUCUACAGUCUGUGUGUCUAUGUGCUGAGUGGGGAACCUCUUGAGGAGGUGGUAAGGAAAGCCCUUGAUGUCAUCACUAUUGCAGUCCCUCCUGCCCUCCCCGCUGCUCUGACCACAGGCAUUAUCUAUGCCCAGAGGAGGCUGAAAAAGAGAGGUAUCUUCUGCAUUAGCCCUCAGAGGAUCAAUGUAUGUGGACAACUAAACCUUGUUUGCUUUGAUAAGACAGGCACCUUGACGAAAGGUGGCUUGGAUCUCUGGGGGGUCGUACCCUGUACCCGGAAUGGCUUCCAGACCAUCCACAGCUUUGCCUCAGGCAAGGCUCUGCCCCAAGGCCCACUGUGUGCAGCUAUGGCCAGCUGCCACUCUCUGAUUCUUCUUGAUGGGACCAUCCAGGGAGACCCUCUGGACCUCAAAAUGUUUGAAGCAACCAAAUGGGAAAUGACUAUUUCUGGGGAAGAUUUCCACAUCGAGGGAGUCCCCGCACACACCAUGGUCGUUAAGCCUCGUGACACAAUCGGCCAGACUUCGGUGGAAGGACUUGCAGUCCUGCAUCAGUUCCCAUUCUCAUCAGCAUUGCAAAGGAUGACAGUCAUUGUCCAAGAGAGGGGAGGUGACCGGCUGGCAUUCAUGAAAGGCUCACCUGAGGGAGUGGCCAGCUUUUGCCAACCUGACACAGUACCAACUAGUUUUAUUAGUGAACUUCAGAUUUACACGACACAGGGGUUCCGGGUCAUAGCUCUGGCCUACAAGAAGCUGGAAACUGACUGUCCCGCAACUGCCAUGUUGAGGGAGAAGGUGGAAUCAGACCUGAUAUUUCUGGGAUUGCUCAUCUUGGAGAAUCGACUGAAGGAAGAGACCAAGCCUGUCCUGGAAGAGCUCAUUGCUGCACGGAUAAGGACGGUGAUGAUCACAGGUGACAACCUUCAGACAGCAAUAACAGUGGCCAGAAAGUCUGGGAUGGUUUCUGAAGGCCAGAAAGUCAUUCUCGUUGAGGCAAACGAAGCCACUGGGUCUUCAUCAGCAUCUCUCUCUUGGAAAUUAGUAGAGGAGAAGAAACAUGUUCCAUAUGGGCAUCAGGACAAUUACAUUAACAUUAGAGAAGAAACCUCUGAUAAUGGCAAAGAAGGUGGUUACCAUUUUGCCCUGAGUGGAAAAUCCUUUCAUGUUAUAAGUCAGCAUUUCAACAGUUUACUGCCAAAGAUACUAAUCAAUGGGACCAUAUUUGCAAGAAUGUCUCCUGGGCAGAAAUCCAGUCUGGUUGAAGAAUUUCAGAAACUGGAUUACUUUGUAGGUAUGUGUGGUGAUGGAGCCAAUGACUGUGGAGCUUUGAAAAUGGCUCAUGUGGGCAUCUCUUUAUCAGAGCAGGAGGCAUCAGUGGCCUCACCUUUCACUUCCAAAACUCCAAAUAUUGAGUGUGUACCUCACCUUAUCAAGGAAGGACGUGCAGCUCUUGUCACCUCCUUUUGCAUGUUUAAGUACAUGGCCCUGUACAGCAUGAUUCAGUAUGUUGGUGUUCUGCUGCUCUACUGGGAGACAAACAGCUUUUCAAAUUACCAGUUCUUAUUCCAGGAUCUGGCCAUCACAACUCUUAUUGGUGUGACAAUGAAUCUCAAUGGUGCCUAUCCCAAGCUGGUGCCUUUCAGACCUGCAGGACGACUGAUCUCCCCACCUCUGCUGCUCUCGGUCAUCCUCAACAUUCUGCUCAGUUUGGUCAUGCAUGUCAUGGGCUUCAUCCUGGUGCAGAAGCAGCCUUGGUAUUCAGUGGAGUUGCACAGUGCCUGCACUGUGAAAAAUGAAAGUGUCUUUACCUGGACCACUUUUCCAAAUGUUCCUGAAAAAAUUAAGAGCAACAGUGCCUUUGCAAGUUUUGAGAAUACUACUAUAUGGUUCUUGGGAACAAUCAACUGUAUCGUUGUGGCUCUUGUAUUCUCUAAAGGAAAACCCUUCAGGCAGCCCACCUAUACAAACUAUGUAUUUGUCCUUGUGCUGAUUUUACAGCUAGGCAUCUGUCUGUUCAUCCUAUUUGCUGACAUUCCAGAAUUGCAUAGGCGUUUGGAUCUGCUCUGCACUCCUGUCCUGUGGAGGGUCUACAUCAUUGUCAUGAUCAGCUCCAAUUUCAUCAUCUCCCUUGCUGUGGAGGAGGCUGUUAUUGAAAACCGAGCUUUGUGGAUGGCAGUCAAGAGAUGUUUUGGCUAUCAAUCAAAAAGCCAGUAUCGAAUAUGGCAGAGGAACUUGGCAAAUGACUUGAGCUGGCCUCCGAUAAACCAAACCACCUACUCUGACACGCAGGAGUGUGGCAUGGGGGUUUCCUACAGCAACCCUGUGUUCGAGAGCAACGAGGAGUAGCUUUGAAGGAAAUGUGGUAUCCAGGUUGUUAUGGAGAAAGGAAGAAAAAAGGGACCAUUUCAGUGAUGUUAAAACAAUGAGACUCAACAAUAUCAGCUGGAGCUUGGGGGAUAAACUAUGAAACCAUGGUGAUGAAGGAAAGUCUACUUGCUGAAAUAGAUCCUAGAGAGCACUGUCCCUAGAGGACAGCUUCCUUCCUGACUUCCGAGAGCAUUAGCACUGUCUGCCAAACCAGGAAUAGAGCGACGGUUGCAGUGGACCAAGAGACGGGCAGGCAGCAGAAGGGAAAUAUGUUAUCCUCAGUAUAAUUCUUUUGUAAAAAAGAAAGGAGUCGAGGGAAGGUCAUACCAUGUAUAUUCUUGUAGUUGUAACAUGUUAAUAAUUUUUGAACUUGUACUUAAUUACUGGAAAAACUAAUGCAAGAGAAUCAUCAUGCUAAGUUUCA